Molecule: messenger RNA, 2140 nt
Organism: Limulus polyphemus (Atlantic horseshoe crab)
Lineage: Eukaryota; Metazoa; Arthropoda; Merostomata; Xiphosura; Limulidae
Product: kinetochore protein Nuf2-like
Exons: 13
Coding region: 116-1495 (459 amino acids)
Cellular component (GO): kinetochore; Ndc80 complex
Source: RefSeq, a predicted model, not a curated record
CAAUGAUUCGAGUAACUUGAAAAUUGAAGUCAUCGACGUAAAUUAUCUAAACUAUAGUUUUACUAAAGCCCAAAAAGGUCACUUGUAGUAGGGGCUAGAAGUAAUUAUUUGAAUCAUGGCAGUCCGUUUAAUGAGUGAAGAAGAAUUGGUCCAAUUUUUUGAGAACUACCAAAGCUUAAACAUUUCUGUUGAUGAUCUGAGAAAAGUUAGGUCUCAGACAAUAAUGCAAAUUUUCACCGGGUUUCUUCGUGAAUUUGAUUUUGAAGUGGAGUCCAUAUAUCAGACUAGCUGGGAUGCCUUACAAGUAUUUGAAUAUCCAGAGUUAUAUGAAGACUGUUUGGUAUUAGUGAAGUUCUCUCUUUUGAUAAAUUAUUUGAUGCAACUAUGUGGAAUAACUGACUUUUCUAUCAAAGAUAUUAUAGAUCCAAAACCAAAGAGGACUCGGAAAAUCCUGUCUCAUUUGGUGGCAUAUUGGAAUUAUGCUGCAAAAGAAUUUGAGAAGUGGGUUGAAGUUAAAGAAGAAUAUCAAUGUAUAGCAAGAGAACGAGAUGAGUUGCUAAGACAGAAAGAUGAAAUCAAACAAAAGAUAAAUGAACAAAUAACAUAUCUACAAGAACACAGUGAUGAAUUCUUGCAAACUGAAGAGAGGAUCAGAAGUUUGCAGUCUGAAUUUGAUGAAAAAUAUAGACAUAGGGAAUCUGUUACACAAGAAUAUCAGCAAGUGAAGACCAUGAUUUCUGACAUUGAGAAAACUCUGGGUGAAAAGCAAGUUAAUAUUGCCACACUGAAAGAACAGAAAGUGGAACUAGAAGGUAAAAUAGUAGGAUCCCCAGAUCAGUUAGUUAAAGAAGGAGAAGAACUGCGACUGAAGUUAGAAGAGCUGAGAGCAAGAAAGAAAGAAUUGGAAGACCAAAAGAAGUCUAUGAUGAUGUGUUUUGAAACCCACAAAAUGAUGGCUGAAAGAGUAGAUAGUGCCCUUGAAUUUCUGAAUGAGUUUUUGGGCAAGAUAAGGGAAUACAAACAAAAAAUAGAAAAUCUUGAUGCUGAAAGAGUAAAACGCCAAGAUGCAGAAAAAAAGUAUGAAGAGUUACAUAAGAAAGUUGAACAACUCCACCUUAAUCUUCAAGUGAGGAAAGAUCAGGCUGCCAAACAAAGCAUGCAGCAUCAGAAACAGAUGCACUCUUUGCAGGACUUAGUUCAAGAAACAUACAGGGAACUUGAGAAUUUGAGGCAGAAGAGUAGAUCAGGAAAUAAACCAAAUGCACCAUUUGGAGAUAUGAAAGAAAAACUGUUUUGCCAACUCAGAAAUAUUGAAGAGGUCAAAUCAAAAUUUUCCGAAAGGGUUAAAAAGGAAAAUGAAUCCCUUCUUGAAAAGCUUGAUAAAUACAAAGAAACUGCAAUGAAAGAAAUUUUAGUCCAGCAGAGAGAGUUAGAAAACAUUUUGGAAGAUUUGAAAGAUACAUCGGAAGAAAACAAUACAUCUCAGACAUUGUAAAGAGAACAACUGUUAUUUCAUUUUAAUUGCAUUUUACAGUGAUUGUGAAUUUUGAGUUUUGUAUACUCAAGAGUAUUUUAUAAUAAACUUUUCUACUCUUUAGUUUGCACAAAAUUUAUCUUCAUUUGUAAGCAUGUAAGAACAAUUUGCUAUUUAUAUUUCUAAAUAUCUUUAAACACAGUGUCAUGGAACUUUUUAAAAUAUGGUUGUAUUCAUAAUAGCAAGACAAAAGGAAGUAAUAAUUAAAUAUUAAAAUUUUAAGUAUUGGUUUAGAGAAAAUCUCCUUAAGCAUAUUGCCCACAGUGGCUACACUACCAGGUUUCUUUACCACCUUUUUACUGUCAUUUUUUGACAUUUCAGAAGUCCUCCAACAUAUACUUCAAAAGAACCCUGACAUGCUAUUUGCAUAUAUAUGUAAAGUCUUCAAUUAAAGGAACUUACUAUAGUAAAAAUAAUUACAUAGAGGUUUAUACUUCUUAUCCAUGGGCAGGUCUCUUAACAUACCUUAUAACUUCUUGUUUUGGUUGUUACUCUAGUUCUAUAAUAGCUAUAAAUAUCGGAAUAAUUUAUAUAUUUCAAUUGUUUAGGUUUUGUACAUCUUUCUAGCAGACUUAAUAACUAUUAAAGUUUGAUUUAUUUUUUUAG